Messenger RNA from Colletotrichum destructivum, 450 nucleotides. RefSeq lists its product as uncharacterized. NCBI's taxonomy places the organism in Eukaryota, Fungi, Ascomycota, Sordariomycetes, Glomerellales, Glomerellaceae. The transcript is spliced from 2 exons. The record is from RefSeq and is a predicted model, not a curated record. The coding region runs from base 174 to 401 and encodes 75 amino acids.
CAAUGUAGCAAGUCGAGCCUCCUUUUCUCGAAUGACCAGCACAGGCCAUUGCAUGUUUGCUCGUUUCUGCACCGAUCGAAUAUUCAAAAAUCAAUACCAGCGAUAGUCACAACUACUUCAUUGCGCCAAAGCUUCGAUUGCUUUCCACAACAUCACCUGUUGCUUCAAUCAGCAUGUGCGAAUGGUACCGACGGAACUACGCCUGCGGACAUCAUUUCACAGGUGCUUCUGAGUGGUGUUACCGGUACAGCCAGACCCAAAAGCGGUGCAAGGUGGUGGUGACGCAGGUUGACUACGAUUCCUCUGUAUGCAAAUCUUGUGCAAAGAAGGGAGUCAAGACAGAAGUUCCCUGGGAGCACAUGAUUGAUCGGUCCAAAUUCGAUCCAAACAGAGACGAGUGAUAUGGAAACCCGGGCGUAUCCAUGGCAGGAGACACUGAUAGACUGACAG